GAUCAACAUAAAAACGUGGUUCACUUCCACUCUUUAAGCCUCGAAUGAAUCUUCAUUUCAACCCGUCCCUCUUCAGUCUCUUCACAAACCUUGAAGGUCUUUCACUCUUUCCCAUCUCUAUCGUUCCAUCUCCAUCUGGUUUAGUUGGGUUGAGAAGAUUGAAGGUGUUGGCAAUGUUGAAGAACAAGGAGGAGCAGGAGCUCCAACAUCUCCCCGAACAUGUUGUGCUCAACAUUCUCUGCCGCUUGCCGGUCAAGUCCUUGAUCCGCUUCACUUGUGUCUCAAAACGCUGGCGCUCUCUUAUCAUUUCCGACCCCCAAUUUGGCAACUCCCAUUUCCAACUAGCAGCAUCUCACCUCCGUCACAGUGUCUUGAUUUCAGCAGGUACAACACCCCCUGAGAUGUUACGCUCUCGAUUUCUAUCCUUAUCAGAAGAUAACUUAUUGAACAGAAAUCUCAACUGGCCAAGGCCAUCCGAGUCGUAUAGCGACAUUCUAGUAAUAGGCUCUUGCAAUGGUUUGCUAGUUUUAGGCUACUGCAAUUCCCAUCGCAAUGGACUAAGUUCUUUACCUCUAGGCCAACGAUAUUGUCGUUAUUUUGAACGUUUGGUGAUCUGGAACCCAUCAACUGGAUUCUUCCGCGAGAUACCUUGUCCAAAUUUUCAGAUGGGGAUGGUAAAAUUGAGAGAAGCAAAGCAAGAGAGGGAAAUGAGCCGUGUAUAUUAUGGUUUUGGUCAAGUCUCGGCCUCCGACGACGACUACAAACUUGUGGUGAUACAAAGUUUGGGUGAUUUUAUGGUAGUACAUGUGUUCUCAGUCAGAGCCAACUGUUGGAAAAUUGUUAAAGCUUGUUACUUGUCGUCAUACCGCCUCUGGUCUGAAGAAUUGGGGACUUAUUCAAAUGGAGCAAUUCAUUGGGUCAGUAACCGUGAACCUGGGAUUUUCGAGCCACCUGUGUAUGCUUUUGAUCUGGCAAAUGAGGAGUUUCGGGAAAUGCCAUUGCCUGUUCUUAGCCGUAAUGAAGAUGGCAUGGAAAUGACGCAAAUUAGAACUCAAGUUCUUUUAGGAGGAUGUCUUUGUGUGAUGUUUCAGGAUGUGACGUUUCAGGACACUAAAAAGUAUACUGAAUUUUGGGUGAUGAAAGAGUAUGGGAUGCCUGAGUCUUGGGUUAAACUCUUUGGGUUUAAUGUACAUGAUUUACCAGAUGUGUUUGAUUCAUUAUAUAAAUGCCAUUUUUGGGAUCCUAUUUUCAUUGCAGAAGACGGUACAGUUGUGAUCAAACUGCGUUCCUGGUCGGAGCUCAUCUGGGUUAAAUGCCGCAAAGAAGAGAAGCCAGUCUGCACCAUCCGGUACCGUCUUGAAGAGGUGCUGGGAUAUAAGUAUGGAUUUGAUGCCAUUUUGUAUGAUGAAACUCUAGUUUCGAUACCUGAGGAUUAUGGUGAUUCAUGUGGCUUGAGACUCAGAGGCCUGAAAAUCUAAGAAGCAAGAGCGGAGAUGAAGAGGGAUUGCUACGUGCAUUCUAUUGCUGGUUUCUUUUUGGGUUUUAACUAUUGUAAUUUGGAUUGCAUUCUAUUGCUGGUUUCUAUUUUAGGUAUUGUAAUUUGGAUUCUCCACCUUUGAUUAACGAUCCUUCUACUUUGUUUCACAAUGAGCUAUGUUUUUGUGUGUUGAUGUGGAAUUGAGGAGCCAGAAACGAACUUUUACUGCUA
This is a messenger RNA of Rosa chinensis, 1708 nucleotides long. RefSeq names its product F-box protein CPR1. The record is from RefSeq and is a predicted model, not a curated record. NCBI's taxonomy places the organism in Eukaryota, Viridiplantae, Streptophyta, Magnoliopsida, Rosales, Rosaceae. Bases 45 to 1478 code for a protein of 477 amino acids. Gene Ontology annotation, molecular function: protein binding. The transcript is spliced from 2 exons.